Molecule: messenger RNA, 1842 nt
Organism: Sycon ciliatum
Lineage: Eukaryota; Metazoa; Porifera; Calcarea; Leucosolenida; Sycettidae
Exons: 1
Coding region: 273-1694 (473 amino acids)
Source: RefSeq, a predicted model, not a curated record
CUACUAAUGACAUUUCCAUCGAUGGUUUGAUGGUCAUUCCAAGCAACGCACAUACAUGUAGCUAAUUUCUUGCUGACACGAUAUUGGAAGGACGGUGGAGGAAUCAUGGGAAGUUUUCAGAAGUGGUGAACCAAUGCUGGUAUUAAACAGAUAGCUGAAUCUUGGGUGAGACAUUGCUGGGUGAGUCUCUCCUCCGAGUACCACCGGAAAUACUAUGGCAAAAGAAUGAAUGGAAUGGUUCGUCUUGCCUUGUUCGAGGCAGAGCGUCGUUGAUGGUGUUGAUGGUGAAUCUAUAUCAUGUAGCUGCCUUGCUGGUUGCGACUGUGCUUGCUUGGUGCGAGUAUGUAGGCCUACAGCGAUCCUGCAAGUCGCCACCGGAAUGGCCUUCAAGUCGACUUGCAGUCACACAACUCUCUCGUCUUUCCUCAAGUGGCCGCGCGCAUCCGAAUGCGAACAAUGGCAGUGCAAAGCAAGGCAAUAAUGCUGUGCACGUGGUGGGCUGCGCGAACUUUUCCUCAUUUCCGCCUUCUCAUUCCCGCACGACGCGCUUUCUAACCUACCAACCGCCCGGGAAUGGUUGGAACAACCAGAGGCAGGCCAUGGAGUUGGCCUUGGCGAUGGCAUUGCUGCUGGAUCGUACCCUGAUUGUGCACCCGAUGUCGCCACAUGAGCUCGGCCUGUCGUUGAAGCGACCACGACCAGGACAGGAUGGAUCAUUGACCAGUCUUUCAGGUUACCAGGCCUACAAUGCCAUCCAGGCCAAAGACCUCACCCCUAUCAGCAGCCUGCUGGAUCUUCAGCACAUAUCCCGAACAACUGGUGUGAGUAUUGUUGAAUGGUGUGAUACACAGGCAGCACUGAGAAAGCACAUGAAUGCACUGCAGUGGCAGGAGGUCUGCCACAGCGGAGGACAUGGAUAUUGGGUUGAUCAAAUGCCACGCCCGGGGUCAAAAUCAAUCGAUUCCCAAAACGUACAUGAUCUGAUGUACAGACAGCAAUUCCAGCCAGUCGGGGGCUGGUUCUCUAAAUGCGAAAGUGAGAUAGUUGAGCAACAACGACAUCUUUGGGAUGAGCCGUUAGUACGUAGUGUCAUGGGCCUGGCUUCCUCUAGUGCUGAUGUCAUCUAUUUCUCCGAAGGCACGAUGUUUGGAAUUGACCUAAGGUUCAUAGACAAGGAUUCCGCUAUGGCAGCACAGAAUGCGCUGUUAGACGCAAUUCGACUGGAGGAGUCGAUCCGGAUGAAAGCAAGAGAGGUUGCCAAGCGACUUAGCCCAUUCAAUGCGGUGCAUGUUCGGCGCGGUGAUCAUCAGCUACGAAAAGCAGAUGCUUCACUCUGGUUGGAAACAAUGCAGGAGAGAGGAUUUCUAAAGGCAACCAAAAACCUAUACAUUGCUACAGACGAGCAAAGCCGAGCCUGGUUUCAGCCAUUUUCCGCGGCCGGCUACAAUGUUGUGUUUGCUUCGGAUGUCGAAGACAUCCUGUUGGCCAAGUCUCUGCCAGCCGCUUCCUGCCAGGACAUCACUGGUGUGUACGAGCAGGCAAUUCUUAUGGCUGCACAACAAUUUGCCCCCUCACCACAUUCAACGUUCAGCGCGUUUGUGCUGCGAUCGCGCAACGAGACCGAGUUCUGGGACGGCAUGUUGACGGCUGGGACUCGGAUAAAGUGGGUUGGCCAUACAAUAAGGCAUGUGUGACGGCGAAGGCGAUCUGAGUUAAAUGAUUCUUUCUUGCUUUUUAAGACUAAAUACAUGGAGCAACCAUUCUCAUAAUAAUUAUUAUAUUUUGUAAGUUUUUGGCAGAUAUGUAAUAAUUAUAGAAAGAGCCAGAUGGAUAUAAAAUUCG